AUGAACGAAAUCGACCGUCGUGCGGAUGACGGACUACAAAAGCUGGGAUACCAACAAGAGAUGAAACGAUCCAGGGGUCUGUGGCAUACCUUAUUCAUGUCUCUCGCUAUUAUGGCCGUUCCAUGGGCGCUCACGACACCAAUUGCGACUAGCCUGGAGGGUGGGGGACCCGUGGUGAUGCUCUGGGGUUUCGUCCUCGUUUCCUGCAUCAGCCUCACCGUCGCAUUAUCCCUCGCUGAGAUUUGUGCCAAAUAUCCGACCUCAGGCGGUGCAUAUUACUGGAGCUACCGUUUGGCGACCCCCAAACACCGUCUGCUGCUCUCAUGGAUCAAUGGUUGGGCGACGUUGGUUGGGUACUGGAUAGGUAAUUUGUCAGUAACAUUCGGCACUGCGCAGCUUUUGGUGGCUGGGAUCAACAUUUAUCAUCCCGAGUGGGUGGCUACUCAAUGGCAAACUUAUUUGAUAUCCGUUGGUAUCACUUUUUUCUGCACUUCUGUCGGCAUCUUUUUCAAUGAUGUAUUACCAACCCUUGAGAUUCUCUCUGCGUAUUGGACAUUACUCGGUGUAACCGUGCUGUUAAUCUGCCUCUCGGUGAAAGCAGCGGCUGGAAGGCAUUCCGCUAGUUUCGCUCUAGGCUUCUUUGACGCCUCAGCAUCGGGAUGGAUCCCUGGUUGGUCCUUCUUCGUUGGCCUUCUUCCGGUCAGGCCCAGUCGCAUUCAUUUUGACCUCUUCGCUAAUUGCCUGUCGUCAGGCUGGUUACUGUUUUACGUCGAUCUGCAUAAUCUCCACCAUGGCCGAAGAGAUUCACAAUCCGACCGUAGACCUGCCACGAGCCAUCAUCUGGCAAAUUCCCGUCGCAUUGGCAACUGGUGUAGUCUUCAUAGUGCCCAUCCUUUUUACGCUACCUGA
This is a messenger RNA of Marasmius oreades (fairy-ring Marasmius), 909 nucleotides long. RefSeq lists its product as uncharacterized. Lineage: Eukaryota; Fungi; Basidiomycota; Agaricomycetes; Agaricales; Marasmiaceae. The record is from RefSeq and is a predicted model, not a curated record. Gene Ontology annotation, cellular component: membrane. Gene Ontology annotation, biological process: amino acid transport; transmembrane transport. Bases 1 to 909 code for a protein of 302 amino acids. The transcript has 12 exons. Gene Ontology annotation, molecular function: transmembrane transporter activity.